Molecule: messenger RNA, 3519 nt
Organism: Syngnathus acus (greater pipefish)
Lineage: Eukaryota; Metazoa; Chordata; Actinopteri; Syngnathiformes; Syngnathidae
Gene: arhgef2b
Product: rho/rac guanine nucleotide exchange factor (GEF) 2
Exons: 22
Coding region: 193-2901 (902 amino acids)
Biological process (GO): actin filament organization; cell morphogenesis; positive regulation of neuron differentiation
Cellular component (GO): cytoskeleton; ruffle membrane
Molecular function (GO): microtubule binding; guanyl-nucleotide exchange factor activity
Source: RefSeq, a predicted model, not a curated record
UUGGACAGCACCGCUGAUGCUUCCUGUCACUCCAGGGUAAGCCCCGCCCCUGCGCCCAGACUGCAGCCUGUUCGUGGACCUGGACCCGAACCUCAGCCCAAUCCGACGGAUAUCAAUCGGUGACCGAUCGAAUGACUGAUUGAUUUAGUAUUGACUGACUGUUGGCUCCACGUGAACACUUGGGCGGGCAGGAUGUCCCGGCUGUUGGAGGGAAGGAACAAGGACAAGAUGAAAGAAAUGAACGCAAAGAACAAGGAAAAGGAGCGAGUUAAGGAGCGUGAGAAGGAGGCUCGCUCCAACAAAGGUCAUCUGUUCACGUCCCUCACGGUCUCAUCCACCACGUUGUGCUCGGCGUGCAACCGAAGCAUCACCGCCAAAGAGGCCCUCAGCUGCCCUGGUUGUAACGUGACCAUUCACAACCGUUGCCGAGACAGUUUGGCGAGCUGUGCCAAGAUGAAGCAGAAGCAACAGAAGCUGGCGAUAGCCAGAAACAGUUCAGCUCUUCAGAACGUUGCUCUGCGGACAAAAACACCGGCAAUGAAGCAGCGUCCGAGUUCGGCCAUCUACCCGUCAGACAGCCUCCGCCAGUCUCUGCUGGGUUCCCGACGGGUCCGCUCGGGCCUCUCGCUUGCCAAGAGCGUCUCCACCAAUAAUAUCGCAGGCGUGAGCGAGGACCCGGUCGGCCUCAGGAGGAUUCUGUCUCAGUCCACCGAGUCUCUCAACUUUCGAAGCAGGACUUUGUCCAUGGAGUCACUCACUGAUGACGGAGACUGGUGGUGGAGCCCCCUACUGGAGGAGCUGCAGACGGAUGGCCGGAGCGUACAAGCCGACAGUUGGAGUCUGGUGGUGGAGCCCAAAUUCCUGCUGACGCUCCACAAAGACCUGAUUAAACAGCAAGACGUCAUUUACGAGUUGAUUCAGACGGAAUUCAACCACGUCCGCACGCUACGCAUCAUGGAGGGCGUGUAUAGGCGGGGCAUGCUGGAGGAGGUGAUGUUAGAGGCGGGCGUGGUCCAUACCAUCUUCCCGUGCCUGGACCAGCUGCUGGAGCUCCACACCGCCUUCCUGGCCCAACUCGUGGCCCGCAGGAAGCAGGGCACGGCCGAGGGCAGUGACGCCAACUUCAUCAUCCCCAACAUUGGAGAGCUGCUCCUCGCGCAGUUUUCAGGUCAGAGCGCAGACGACAUGAAGAAAGUUUACUCAGAAUUUUGCAGUCGUCACCCGAAAGCUGUGAAACUCUACAAGGAUGUUUUAACUCGUGACAGAAGACUGCAGUAUUUCAUCAGGCGCGCCUGCCGCGGUCCUCUGCUGCGUCGUCACGGCGUUCCGGAAUGCAUCCUGCUGGUCACCCAGAGGAUCACCAAAUACCCUGUUCUCAUUCAGAGAAUCCUAGACAACACCAAAGGCAACGAGGAGGAGGCGCAAGCUCUCGACCGAGCCUUGGUCCUCCUCAAGGACCUGAUCGUCUCGGUGAAUAAGGAGGUUCUGGAGCUGGACCGUAGCAGAAGGCUGCAGGAAGUACAAGCUCGUCUGGACCCCCGGGCUCAAGCGGAGGUGCGUGGUGGAGGUGUGUUCCGAGGAGGGGAGCUUCUGCGAAGAAAGCUCCUUCAUGAAGGAAUGCUCCUUUGGAGAGUCCAAGGCUCCAGGAUGAAAGAUGUGCACGUCCUGUUGAUGUCGGACAUCUUGGUUUUUCUCCAGGAAAAGGACCAGAAGUUCACCUUUGCGUCCUUUGACAAGUCUCCGGUGGUUUCUCUGACCAAGCUCAUUGUCAGAGACAUAGCCAAUCAGGAGCGAGGGAUGUACCUGAUCAGUGACUCCACACCCCCGGAGAUGUAUGAGCUGCAUGCCUCUUCCAAAGAUGACCGACGCACUUGGAUGAACCUCAUACAGCAGGCCUCGCUCAGUUGCCCUUCUAGAGAAGAAUUGCCUCUAAUUGAAACGGAAGACAAAGCUCUACUGCGACGACUUAAAGCGGACAUCUUGCAGAAGGAUCGUGAGGUUUUGGAGCUACUCCAGGAGCGCGUGACUUUGUUUUCGGAGCUGGCCGAGGCGACGGGAAAAAGCGGAGCAGGGGAAGGAGCUCCGGAUUUUGGCUGCGCACCUUCCAGGUCGUCCAACAACAGGAAGCUGUUCCGAGCGGACGUUGCUCACGUGCCUCUCGCCGGCCCGCUGCUCGCAGGCGCCAUCUGUGAAGUGGACAAACUGAGCCAUCUGCUGGCAGGAUGCAGCAUCAUCAAAGCGUCGCUCGCCAACUGCAACCAGGAAUUGAGCAACGGUGAACCUGCGACACUCAACACUUCUCUCGAGCUCAACGCUUCAAAAGACACAAAUGGAAACCAGCUGCAGGAAGCCGUGUUGAAGGAGGAAGUGCGCGAGCGUCUGGUCAGCGUGAGCGCGCAGCUUCACGCUCUUCAGGCUGCUGUCAUUCGCCAGGACUCGGCGGUGGAGCUGUUUGUCCGGACUGGCGCCACCCCCAAGCCCGCCUCAGGACCUCUCCUCAGCCGCUCGAUGUCGUGGGACUUGUGUCUGGACGGCGGCGAGGCGGCGCUGCUGAGACGGCAAGUGGAGCUUCUGCAGGACGAAGUGAAACGGCUGCGGUCUCGAGAGGAGGGGCUUGGCAAGCAGGAGGCGCAGUCGGCUGGCAGGAGGAGGAGCAACGGAGACCUGAGCGACAUUGUUAAGGCAGAGUCGGCGAGGAAGAGGCGGGGGAGUCGAGAGUUGGAAUUCCACCCCCUCGCUCCUUUGGCCACUCACGACCCGCUUGACCAAUUAGACGGCCUUCGGGAAGCCAACGAGGAUGAGCAAGACCAACAGGUCGUGAAGAUUUCUCCUCGAUCUGACAGCCCCAGAGACUUGCAGGACAUCCCAGAGGAGAGCGAGUGUGGAGCUGAACCCAGUUAAUGUCUCACUGUGAUGUCACUGGCAAAUAGAAUAGAGUCAGCACACAAAGACGUCAUUGUCUGCUCCAGAUGGACUUUUCCCAACAAUGCUGUCUAGUAACUUGAAACAGGAAGCACAUAGGAGUGGGUGGGGCUGGUGAUGUGCGUAAAGCUCACUCAGAGACUUGUCUACUACACUAGCCACAAUGCCUUUGGCCAAAAUCCUCAAGACUAUUUAUUUGCCUAGAGUAGAAAAGACUGAAACCUUGCAUCUGAUUUUUAAUGGCUGACGAAAGCAAAGUAGGAAGCUCUUAGCAUGCGAGCGAGAAGGUGAUUUCAAAAAAGAGGGCAGACAUUCGUAUCGGAGACAUUUUGAGGCACUUCCAUUUCAAGGGAAAUCCGGGCUGCUCUUAAUUUGUUAUCGUCCAAUUUUUUCUUUGUAAUCCUCAGGAGAACUCUUUGUUGUUGUUGUGUUUUUUUAUUUUAGAAAAACGUUUAAAGAACAUGUACAUUACUUGUGCUGUAAAUCAAAUAAGCUUGUCAUUACUGCUGCAUGCUCUCUUAUUCUUGAAUAUUUGGGGCAGUGUUUACGAAAUACAAACUACGACAAUAAAGGACUAUACAAUAGUCUAUACAUAUA